GACUUCAGAGCUGGGCAGGGGAACCAAGGGCCAGUAGCACUGCGUGCGCUUCAGAGGCUUCCGGAGGGGGCCACACUGGCGUCUCUGGGCCCCAGUUCCCCCAUCUGUGAUGGACAUGAGAGAGUAGGACUAUGCGACACCUGAUCUGCCGCCCCAGUCUGUCUUCCAUUCUGAGGUCAUGGCUUCUGGCUUCUCGGACCUGAGGCUCCAGCGGAGGAAAUGACUGGCAGGGAUCUUGCUCCACGCCUGUUACGGAGACUGAACCUUCGCAGGGCACGAACUUGCCCAGCACAGGAACAUCUCUCUCUUUGAAGGGCUUUACAGUUGCCACAAAGACCGUAAAGAUGGCGACUUCAUCUAUCAGACGGCAAAUGAAAAAUAUUGUGAACAAUUACUCGGAAGCUGAAAUAAAAGUGCGGGAAGCCACCUCCAAUGACCCAUGGGGCCCGUCCAGCUCCCUGAUGACCGAGAUCGCCGACCUGACCUACAACGUGGUGGCCUUCUCGGAGAUCAUGAGCAUGGUUUGGAAACGCCUCAACGACCACGGCAAGAACUGGCGGCACGUGUACAAGGCGCUCACGCUGCUGGACUACCUCAUCAAGACGGGCUCCGAGCGCGUGGCCCAGCAGUGCCGGGAGAACAUCUUUGCCAUCCAGACGCUGAAGGACUUCCAGUACAUCGACCGAGACGGCAAGGACCAGGGCAUCAACGUGCGUGAGAAGUCCAAGCAGCUGGUGGCCCUUCUCAAGGACGAGGAGCGGCUGAAGGCUGAGAGGGCCCAGGCUCUCAAAACCAAAGAGCGCAUGGCCCAGGUCGCCACGGGCAUGGGCAGCAACCAGAUCACCUUUGGCCGCGGCUCCAGCCAGCCCAACCUCUCCACCAGCUACUCGGAGCAGGAGUACGGCAAGGCCGGGGGGUCGCCAGCUUCCUACCACGGCUCCACUUCCCCGAGGGUGUCCUCCGAGCUGGAGCAGGCCCGGCCGCAGACGAGCGGAGAGGAAGAGCUACAGCUUCAGUUGGCACUUGCCAUGAGCCGAGAAGUAGCUGAGCAGGUUGGUGCCAGGCAGGAAGAACGCCUCAGGCGGGGUGACGACCUCAGAUUACAGAUGGCCCUAGAAGAAAGCCGAAGAGACACGGUUAAGGUUCCAAAAAAGAAGGAGCAUGGCUCCCACCCACAGCAGACCACUCUGUUGGAUUUAAUGGACGCCCUCCCCAGCUCAGGCCCUGCUGCCCAGAAAGCAGAGCCCUGGGGCCGGUCAGCCUCAGCUAACCAGACAAACCCUUGGGGCGGGCCGGCGGCCCCAGCCAGCACUUCAGACCCCUGGCCACCGUUCGCUCGGUUCCCUGGAUGUUUGCCGAAGUGUACCAAAUGCCAGGCUCUGUCCUGCUAUCCAGGGACUCCGACACAAACAGGUGCCAAGCCAGCUGCCUCCGUGGACCCGUGGGGCGUGCCCACUGGCAGCAGCACACACUCCGGGCCCAAGGGCUCAGACCCCUGGGCGGCCCCGCCACAGGCUGCCCCCGGUGCCGGGAAAACAGCGGAUGCCUGGGCCGCAGCCUCGGCCGCCAAGCCCGUCUCGUCCUCUGGGGCCUUUGAUCUCUUCAGUAAUUUGAAUGGUACAAUUAAAGAUGACUUUUCUGAGUUUGACAACCUCCGGACUUCAAAAAAAACAGCUGAGGCCGUGACCUCGCCACCGUCCCAAAACAACGAAACUACAAGCCCCGACCCCUUUGAGUGCCAGCCCCUGACCGCCGCCUCAAGCAAGCCCAGCAGUGCCCGGAAAACACCCGAGUCCUUCCUGGGCCCCAACGCGGCCCUGGUCAACCUGGACUCGCUGGUGACCAGGCCAGCCCCGCCGGCCCAGUCCCUCAACCCUUUCUUGGCACCAGGUGCAGCCGCCGCCUCUGCCCCGGUCAACCCCUUCCAGGUGAACCAGCCCCAGCCGCUGACGCUGAACCAGCUGCGGGGGAGCCCAGUCCUGGGGACCAGCACGUCCUUUGGGCCUAGCCCAGGUGUGGAGCCCAUGGCUGUGGCCUCCAUGACCUCCACGGCCCCACACCCGGCCCUGGGGGCCAGUGGUUCCUCCCUGACGCCACUGGGCCCCGCCUCGAUGAACAUGGUGGGCAGCGUGGGCAUCCCCCCCUCGGCAGCUCAGGCCGCCGGCACAACCAACCCUUUCCUUCUCUAGUGCCCGGGCCUGGGACCCACCACAGAGCGAAUGCCCAGAGCCUCUGUGCCUGAGGACGCCGAGCAGGGACUCUCGAUUGUGGACUGGUGUCCAAGAGUGGGGGUGGGGGGUGGGGGGGUGUUAGGGCUUCCCGGUCCCGGCUUCCUGAUAAAAGGGUUGUCUUCCCAGCCCCGACCCUCAGACUCGAGCGGCGGCAGGCCUGCUAGACGUCAGACACAGCAUGUGGGUCUCCGCGCCUUCCGAGGCCGCCCGCCCGCUGCCCGUGGGAGGGGCCCGACCCGGGCCUGGUCGCCUCUUCGCUUCCUCCCGAGCGCAGAGGUCCUGGUUCUGUAGAUUGGCUCGCUCUCUGGGGCCUGGGAUGAGGCGGGAGGCCUCAGCCUGAGGGCCUCUGGGACGCUGCCUGGCCCAGGGCCUUGGGAUGGCCGCCGCGUCUUUGCCCCCCCCCCCCCCCCCCCCCCCAGCCCCAGCGACACCCCCAGGCGGUCCCAGGUGUGGACAGAAUGAAGCACUGACUUCAUGAGACGCUGAUCUUUUCGGGGAAGUGGUUGUGCAUAUUUUAUUUUUCUUUGACUCGUGUGUGAGUUCAAAGUAAACACACCACCGUGGAACAACUCUUGAAUUAAAUCCACUAGAGCAAGCUUUAAACUAAUCUGAGCAUAACCCUGCCACUUGGCUGUAUGCUUGUAUACGUUUGCACAUAAUUUGUUUAGUACAGUUUCAUAUUUGAGUUUGCAGAAUUAUCUGAUAGUCUUUUUUUGGCUAAUAUUUUUAUAACGUGGUUCUUAUUUAACUGUCUAGUUUUGAUAGAAUUUACCAGGUCUGGCUGAAUUAAGAUAUUGGCACGUGUCAUGUGAGUGGUUUAAACCCUCUUAUUUAUGGUUUAACUCAAAGAAAAUUUAAAUAGGAAGAGACAAAAAAAAUGCCUUAUAAAAAAAACUAAAGCGAAUUCUUUAUAGGGAAAAAUAUGGGAAUUUGAUUACAUAGGACAGAUGAUGUUUAUUUAAAAAAAAAAAAAAAACCUGCAACGACAACAAAAACCCAGCCUCCAGUUGCCUUUUCCUUUCUUUUACUCCCUUUUUUGGUGACUUACCAAACGGGUUGACCUGCAGCCUUUUGGGCUAGAUUCAGAGAGAGGCUAUUUUUCUUACUGCUCCACCAACAUCAAGUUAAAGGAAAAAAAAAAGAAAAUCUAGCGGAUGAAUGUGACCCACCGGUUUUUAUCAGCCAGUUCCCUUUUGUAACUGAAGGCAUGCACGGAUCAACGAGGACUUCCGCUUCCAGUGGAAAUCUGAAACGGAAGAGGCAUCUUGAAACUUGUGUGUCUGUGAUCUCUCUCGUAAUCCGCACUCAGGGUAAGGAUGGGGGUGGCGUGGAGACGGCAUCUGGGGGCUCCCCAGGGACGGCCUCCAGGCCGAGAGGGGUGAGCGGCCAGGGCUGGCCCCGACCCACCCGCCUGCUGACUCCAGACACACACUGCAGACUUCAAAAUAAUCACCUCUUGUUUUGGAGAGGCAGGG
Molecule: messenger RNA, 3706 nt
Organism: Callorhinus ursinus (northern fur seal)
Lineage: Eukaryota; Metazoa; Chordata; Mammalia; Carnivora; Otariidae
Source: RefSeq, a predicted model, not a curated record